AUGAAGAAGAGUACGGGUGCUGAUUGGGACGACCAGUGCGAACAAGCUUUUAAUGAAGUUAAAAGCAUAUUGGUCAGCCCACCAGUUAUGGGACGACCCGAGGAGGGGCAUGCGUUACAACUCUUCCUGGCGGUCUCGGAGGACACAGUCAGCUCGGUUUUGGUGCAAGAGCAGCCUGAGUUCAAGCUUGUAUACUUCGUCAGUCGAACUUUGCAACCCGCUGAGACCAGGUACAAGCGGGUCGAGAAGAUCGCUUUGGCUCUUGUGGUAGUUCGAACAGACCACCCGAUCGCGAAAAUCCUGCGCAAACCAGAUUUGGCCGGGAGAAUUGUAGGAUGGUCUGUGGAGUUGUCUGAAUUUGGACUCCAGUUUGAACCAAGAGGGUCGAUCCGAGGGCAACAUUUGGCCGACUUUGCGGUCGAGUUACCCUGGGAAGAAGCAGGGCAUCAUGAAUGGAUCCUCUACGUGGAUGGCUCCUCUGAAAAGUCUGGUGACGGAGCAGGAAUUGUGUUGGAAGGACCGGACGGCUUUAUGGUGGAGCAGGCAAUUGUCUUUCGGUUCAAGAUAAGCAAUAAUCAGGCCGAGUACGAAGCAGUACUGGCGGGGCUCGAGCUGGCCAAGGACUUGGGGGCUGUUUCGGUCAAAUGCCGAACGGAUUCCCAACUGGUGGUAGGGCAGCUAACUGAGAGCUUCCAGACCAGGGAUGAUCAGCUGCUUCGUUAUUUUCACAAGGUAAAGGAGUUGGUGAAGCAGUUCCGGACGGUGGAAUUUAAACAUGUGCCGAGGGAGCAGAAUGCGAGGGCGAACGUCUUAUCCAAGCUCGCCAAGGGUAAGGGGAAGGAUAACUUGUCGUCGGUCAUAAGGCAAGUUAUGAUGAACCCCUCGGUAGAUUCUCUGGCAGUGCAUGAGGUCUCCGAUCGCCCUGAUUGGAGAAAAGACAUCAAAGAAAUCAUUAAGAGGCAGGAGAGCGGUGUGGACGUCCGGACGAUUGAGGCGAAGAGGGCCGCUCGGUACUUGUUAAUAGGGGAAGAUCUAUAUAAACGAGGAUUUUCCUCACCCCUGUUGAAGUGCAUAUCCUCGGAGGAAGCCGAGUAUGUGAUGAGGGAGUUGCACGAGGGGCGUGUGGAAUGCAUACAGGGCAGCGAGCGUUACGUGCCAAGGUCAUACGAGCGGGCUAUUUUUGGCCAACGAUUGAGAGAGACUGCAAAGAAUUUGUGA
Messenger RNA from Vigna umbellata (rice bean), 1218 nucleotides. The record is from RefSeq and is a predicted model, not a curated record. Lineage: Eukaryota; Viridiplantae; Streptophyta; Magnoliopsida; Fabales; Fabaceae.